Fusarium keratoplasticum is the source of this 2826-nucleotide messenger RNA. RefSeq names its product PNP-UDP-1 domain-containing protein. Gene Ontology annotation, molecular function: protein binding. The record is from RefSeq and is a predicted model, not a curated record. The coding region runs from base 1 to 2826 and encodes 941 amino acids. The transcript is spliced from 5 exons. NCBI's taxonomy places the organism in Eukaryota, Fungi, Ascomycota, Sordariomycetes, Hypocreales, Nectriaceae.
AUGGAGUCCCUUCUAGGUGAAGUCCGCCAAGGUGUGAAAGAGGUCCUCCAUCAUCAACGCAACGAAGAGGAGGAGAACCUGCUGCAAUGGCUUUCCCCGAUUGACCAUGCCAAGACCCAGGUCGACAAGGCCCGGGGCCGAGACCCCGGAACUGGGGCCGGAAAAUGGCUCUUGGAUUCCUCAGAAUUCCAAGGUUGGCUCGAUGCUGGCAACAAGACUCUCUUCUGCCCAGGUAUACCUGGAGCAGGCAAGACGGUUCUCGCAUCAAUCGUCAUUGAGAACUUACUCGGGAGACGAGAGCAAACCGACAGCAAGCCGAUCGGAGUGGCAUUUAUAUAUCUGGACUUCAAACAACAGCUCGAGCUUGUUCAACUCCUUGGAAGCAUUCUCAGACAACUAGCCGCCCAUCAUUCGUCUGCUCUUGGCAGCGUCAAAAAACUUCAUGAUACAUGCAAGGCUGAAUCUCGAGAGGUGUACAUUCGUGAAGUCCGAGAUGUUUUACAUUCCAUCGUCCCGAGUUUCUCGAGGCUUUUCAUUGUCGUGGACGCACUCGACGAGGCUGAACACCACCUCGGUGAAGCACUCCUAGAUGAGAUCUUCCAGGUACAACAAGCAUAUGGAGCCAAUGUCUUUGCAACUUACAUGACCAAGCUGCCUCGUUUUGUCAGGCAGAGCCCCGAGCUGCAAGAGGAGACAAGGACAGAAAUCGUCAAGGCUAUCGAUGGAAUGUUUCUCCUGGCCACCCUCCAUCUUGACUCGUUGGUCGGUGCGCGGUCUAUGAGAGCGUUCCGAGAUGCUUUAGGAAGCCUUCCAACUGGCAACAAUGCCUAUGAUCGAGCCUAUGACCUUGCUCUAGAGCGAAUCGAGGGUCAAACUCGGAACAGGCGCGAUCUUGCCAUCGAAGUACUAUCGUGGGUUGCCUGCGCAAGGGUUCAUCUCACCACUGUUCAGCUCCAGCACGCUCUUGCUGUCAUUGUCGGCUCGACACAUUUUGACCAGUCCAAUAUCUCUGACAUGGACGAUGUCGUCUCUGUUUGCGCCGGUCUGGUCGUUGUGGAUCCAGGACGCGACAUUGUUCGGCUUGUGCACUAUACAACUCAAGAAUAUUUUGAGCGGGAAAGGAGCAAGCGACUCCCGGAUGCACAGAGCCAUAUAACUGCUUCUUGUCUCGCCUAUCUUUCGCUUGACUUCUUUCAAAAGAUAUCCUGGGCAGAAUACAAGCGGGAUUUUGUGCCGUUCUCGGGCUACCCUUUCCAUGAGUAUGCUGCACUAAACUGGGGAUAUCAUGCCCGUGAAGCAUCAGCCUUGCUUCCGACCGUACUUGAAUUUCUCAGGUGUGGAAAUAUUGGACUAUCAAAAGCCGUCCUGAGGGAAUUUGUGUUCAAUGAUACUAUUGCCUAUUGGGGUGCUGCACCAACACCAAUCGGGCUUCAUUUGGCAGCCUAUUUUGGACUCUUGGAGGCAGUGAAACUCCUCGCAGAUCAAACUUGCCUAGGUUCCAACGAUGAAGCUUAUCGUACGCCAUUAUCAUGGGCUGCCACCAACGGACAGGUCGAAAUGGUAUCGUAUCUCCUCAACACAGGCAAGGUUGACGCAGAGUCCAAAUGCCCAAGAGGGAGAACACCGUUGCAUUACGCUGCAGGGAGAGGACACGUGGGUGUUAUGGAGGCUUUACUUAUGAUAGCCGGUGCUGACAUCAACGCUCGCGAUGACCGGAGCCGCACACCGCUACACCUCGCCGUUCGUGAAAAGCAAGGCCCCGCAGUGCAGUGGCUUCUAGACCAUGGGGCAGACUUGAACACCAAAGACACUUGGGACGACACACCGCUUAGACAUGCGGUAAAGGAUGAUAAUGUGGCAAUGAUGAGGCAACUGCUUGGCAAGGACCAAACCGGGUUGAGCUCGAGGGAUGAUUGCCGCGGGUUGCUAUCAUUUGCCGUCUCUGAGGGGUCGAUGGCGGCAUUCAAGUUGUUGGUUGACGAAUAUAAGAUGGAUGUAAACUCUAAAGACUCUGACGGUCGAACGGUACUGUUGGUCGCGUUGCGUGAGGAACUCGUGGAUCCCACGAAAGUGGCAGACUUCUUUCUCGCAGAUUCUCGAACUGACUUGAUCUCGCCGGACUGCCUUGGCCGAACGCCACUUUCCUACGCUGCCCAAAACAAUUAUUUAGUGGCAGUCAAGCUCCUUCUCGCCAAGGACGGAGUCGACGUUAACUCGAGGGACAAUGAAGGACGCUCAGCCUUAUCAUGGGUAGCGGGUAGUGAGGGAAGGCAUUUAUCCAUAGCUCAGCUUCUCGUCGAAGCUGGAGCCGAUGUGGACUCAAAGGAUGAUAAAAGCCGCUCAAUACUAUCUUGGGUAGUAUGGUAUGGGCAUUCAGCCAUGGCCCAGCUUCUUGUCCAGGCAGGCAUCGACAUCGAUGCCAAGGACGAACGUGGCCGGACAUCACUCUUAGAGGCGGCGAAGCAGCUACAUCACAUCGCGAUUAAGCUACACGAGAUUGACUCGGAAAUCUCAAAGCACAACAAAGGGGUUUGUGAAUGUACCGAUCAACACGCGUAUGCACCGCACGACCGCGAACCGUUGACGUCCAUCCUGAGAAGAUACAAGGCCAUCUUUGACCUGCUAGUUGAGAAUGGCGCUGGCGUCGAGGUUCGAGACCAAGAUGGGCAGACGAUAGAGUCUUAUCGGGAAGCUGAACGAGACUUUUGGUCGUCGCUGAGGGAUGGAAUUCAAGAUCAACCUCGGGGCCAGCAUCGAGAAUGUCCGCAGGGCUACUCUUCACCAGAUUGUAGGGACACCGACAACUGUUUCUUUCCAUACUGGUAA